Aspergillus welwitschiae is the source of this 1266-nucleotide messenger RNA. RefSeq lists its product as uncharacterized. Lineage: Eukaryota; Fungi; Ascomycota; Eurotiomycetes; Eurotiales; Aspergillaceae. The record is from RefSeq and is a predicted model, not a curated record. The transcript is spliced from 3 exons. Bases 1 to 1266 code for a protein of 421 amino acids.
AUGGACGUCCCUUCGCCCGUUGGCUCGCUUCUUCCCGAGGGUUCUCCCUGGUCCUCGCUUAUGGGGGGUGGUAGUCAACACCAAGAUCUACCAGUGGAGACUAUCGAAGCGGACAAUGAAGCGUCGCGCAAUCCCUCCCCUAUGAGCGAGGAUAAACCACCCCAGGAUCCACCGUCAGAUACAUUGGAAGCGGACAACGAAGCGUCGCGCAGCGCCUCGCAUAUGAGCGAGGAUGAACCACCCCGGGAAUAUCGGUCGCCAUCCCCAUGCCUGAUAAGGGUGUAUGAGUAUCUAGGGGAAAAGUAUUGUGGGCAGACCGAUGCAUUUAUCAUCGCAUCAGAUGCAAGUAAUAUUCUCAAGGAAGCAGACCCUCCAAUUCCCUGUGUACUGUGGGGUUUCAUGCUAGAAAAUAUCUUCGAACAUAUACAUGAUGCUUUCAAACCAUUAUCGAUAGACCUUGUAAUUGAGGACGAGCAGAUGACAGACGCCAUUGAAACCUUGCGCAAGGCUGGGUUCAGAGACCAUGACAACUAUCCGGGGUGCCCCUACAAUGAAGGAGCCUGUCCUGGUAACGAACUCAAACCUGUUCACAUUUUUCAUUUAUUCGAUCUAUUCUCUCAUCGCAGAUUGGAAGAGACCCAUGGCGUGACAAAAGGUUCUCAAGAGCACCACGAUUUGAGACUCCACCGCAAGUCGGAUGUACUGUGGAGACUUCCAAAGUUUACUGUGCAGACGGAGGCCAACGAGGCGGACGAGAAUUUCAUGCUAACAUUAGACCGCAGACUCCGCUGGAAGGGAGUUCACCGACCCAAGAAUAAAGAUCAUCCGCCCACUAAAAAUCCCCUAGUCAUACCUACGCCUGCUCGUUAUGCCGAGGCCCUGAUUUACCUGAAGGCGCGGGACGAGCACUUCAAUAAAUGCGAAAUAGACUGGGAUGAAAUUCUAACUGAACACUUCAGGACAUACCUCUACGUAGCUGAAUAUGGCGAUCUAUUCGAUUUGGAUGCAAACCAAAAAACGCUCAGCGAAACAUGUCGAGAAUGGUGGGAAGCUUGCAGGACUGCGUCCUAUACCGGCGAAUCUUCCAUAAAAGCGCAGAAAAGAUUAGAGAAAGAGUUAAGCCGUGAGUUUGCCGCAUUGUAUCCAGGGAGGUCUGAUGAACCAAAACCAAUUCCUUUCGAAGGCCAUGGGGAGCAAUCUUCGCGGCAGCAAAUGUCACCUUCGCCACUUUCUCAUAAGGCUUUGGAUACAGAGGCAUCGGUUUAG